GGAGGGAGGCUCUGAGCAUGUGCAGAGCAGCGCGGCGGCGGCUGCCUCGGCGAGAGGCAGCGGCUCGGUGCUGAUGCGAACAGCCGCCUCGGCCUCUGCCCCAGCGUAGUCGGCCCCCGGGCCGGGGCGGCAGGGAAGGAACCGUAGCCUCCCCGCGGCCCGAGGAGCCGGCGCGUCGGCGCGCACCCCGCCCCGCCCCCCCUCGGCGGCCGCGGCGCCCUCGGGGACCACGAUGAUGGCGGAGCAGGUGAAAUGCGCCUCGGCGGGGGGCGGCUCCGGAGCGGGCUCCGGGCCGGUGGUGAACGCGGAGCUGGAGGUGAAGAAGCUGCAGGAGCUGGUGCGCAAGCUGGAGAAGCAGAACGAGCAGCUGCGGAGCCGGGCGGCCAGCGCGGCCGCCGCACCGCACCUGCUGCUGCUGCCGCCGCCGCCCCCCGCCGCGCCGCCCCCCGCCGGGGCCUGCAGCCCGUUGGCUCCGCGGAGCCCCCCGGCCGCCGCUGCCGCCGCCUCGGGGGGACUGGGGCUGGGGCUGGCGUUGGGCGCUGGGGGCGGAGGCGGGGGCGGCAGCGGCGGCUCUGGCCCCGCGUUCCCGGGGACCUACUGCCUGCCCGGCCCGGCGCCCUCCCUGCUCUGCAGCCUGGCGCAGCCCCCCGAGGCGCCCUUCGUCUACUUCAAGCCGGCGGCGGGCUUCUUCGGCGCGGGCGGCUGCGGCCCGGAACCGGGGGGCGCGGGGACACCUCCCGGGGCCGCCGCCGCGCCGCCCUCGCCGCCCCCCACGCUGCUGGACGAGGUGGAGCCGCUGGACCUGGAGAGCGUGGCCGCCUGGCGGGACGAGGACGACUGCACCUGGUUAUACGUUGGCUCUUCAAAGACAUUCCCGUCAUCAGAGAAAUCCCUGAGCCCUUUGCAGUGGUGUAGACAUGUCCUAGAUAAUCCGACUCCGGAGAUGGAAGCAGCAAGGCGUUCCCUGUGCUUUAGACUGGAGCAAGGUUACACAUCCAGGGGCUCCCCUCUCAGUCCCCAGUCAUCCAUAGACAGUGAGCUGAGUACUUCAGAACUGGAGGAUGAUUCUAUCUCCAUGGGAUAUAAGUUACAGGACCUCACUGAUGUUCAGAUCAUGGCUCGUCUGCAAGAAGAAAGUCUCAGGCAAGAUUAUGCUUCUACUUCAGCAUCUGUGUCGAGACAUAGUUCCAGUGUGUCACUGAAUUCAGGAAAAAAAGGGACGUGUAGUGAUCAAGAAUACGAUCGAUUCAGCCUGGAGGACGAGGAGGAAUUUGAUCACCUGCCACCACCUCAGCCUCGUCUUCCAAGAUGUUCACCUUUCCAAAGAGGAAUUCCCCAUUCACAGACUUUCUCCAGCAUUCGGGAGUGUAGGAGGAGCCCCGGUUCCCAGUAUUUUCCUUCGAAUAAUUACCAGCAGCAACAGUAUUAUUCACCUCAAGCCCAGACUCCAGAUCAGCAACCAAAUAGGACCAACGGAGAUAAGCUCCGAAGAAGUAUGCCUAAUCUAGCUCGGAUGCCAAGCACAACCGCUGUUAGUAGCAAUGGUAGUUCUCCAGUCACCGUGCGGAAUAGUCAGAGUUUUGACUCAAGCUUGCAUGGAGCUGCAAAUGGAAUUUCAAGAAUACAGUCUUGUAUUCCGUCACCAGGGCAGCUUCAACACAGAAUCCACAGCGUGGGACAUUUCCCAGUGUCUGUCCGGCAGCCUCUGAAAGCCACAGCCUACGUGAGUCCAACCGUUCAAGGCAGCAGUAACAUGCCUUUAUCCAACGGCUUACAGUUACACUCCAACACGGGGAUCCCUGCCCCCAGCAAAGCUGCGGCUUCUGGGGUAACGGGCCGCAGCGCACUCCCAAGACCUUCACUGGCAAUAAAUGGGAGUAACCUGCCUCGAAGCAAAAUUGCACAGCCUGUCAGAAGUUUCCUUCAGCCUCCAAAGCCUCUGUCUUCACUCAGCACUCUGAGGGAUGGAAACUGGAGAGAUGGUUGCUACUGAUGCAGUGCUAUGUAUGUCUGAACAGCUGGAAAGAAGUGGAAAUGAGGGUCGUGUUACCUAGCUGGCUGGGUAACAGCGGAUGUCGGGAUAUUCUUUCCCUUCUGCGUUUUAACAUAUUAACUGCAUUGUUUUUCAAUGGACCAAUCACCAGAGACUAAUUAUUGCACUUAAAUAUUUGCCUGAGAUACUGCAGCGUUCACAAAUCCAUGGUUGCAGUAUUGUGACACUUAGAGCUAGGAAGUUUUUGUAGAACUGAUAUGUACCUGAAUCCUUUUUGAGAGAAUUGAGAUGUAUUCAUCCAUAAUGCUUUCUUUCUUUGCCAUCUGAGUUUCUUAAAGUAACUUGUUCAAUUUACUUACAUGUUCUAAACAUCUUCCCAUUACAUGUUCUGUAUUUUAAUACAUUGCAUCUUUACAACCAGGUUCUAUAACGUAUGCUUUGAAAUUUACUUUUUUAUAGUUUACAGGAAUUUUAUUUUUUGUGCCUAUUUCUUUUUACACCUACGUGAACCACUAUGGAACAACUUAAAGUUUGUGCCAUAAAAAUAUUUUUGUGGUAAGGUACUAUUUUUUUAGCUCUAGGGAUAUAUCAGCAAAAAUCCAUCAUACAAUUUGAGAGACAUAAUUUUGUGUUGAAUGAGCACAAUGUAAUCUGGAGCCUUGAGCACUGAGACAGCCAGACAACAGCGUGGAAUGGUCUUGUUGUUUUCAUUGUUAAUUUAUUGUCAUACGUGGGUUUCAUAUUUAUAAUGGCAUCACAAGCUCAUUGCACUUAAUACCUGCAAUGUUUGCUACUGUACUACAAUUGAUUUUCAAUACUUUUACAGAAGAUGAAACUGUAACAUUUUAUUAAUAAUGCUUCUGGAAAUGAACGCAUUUUAAAGCAAAUAAAUCUUUUUGAUAGACCUUUUACAAAA
Molecule: messenger RNA, 2909 nt
Organism: Balaenoptera musculus (blue whale)
Lineage: Eukaryota; Metazoa; Chordata; Mammalia; Artiodactyla; Balaenopteridae
Gene: SLAIN1
Product: SLAIN motif family member 1
Biological process (GO): cytoplasmic microtubule organization; positive regulation of microtubule polymerization; microtubule nucleation
Cellular component (GO): microtubule plus-end
Source: RefSeq, a predicted model, not a curated record